AUGGCGGGGGUGUCUGAGACCUCCAUGGAUGAAGGAUUGCGGCAGCGCAUCAAGUCAUCCUCUAAGGCGGAAGUGACCGACUCAAUGCAUUCAGGUGGCUCCACGCCGACCAAGCCCAAGGCCAGCCCGAUGCUGGGUCGUACGCCUGAUGGCCGCCUGUUCCAUGUGAUGGAAACACCAGAUAUGGUCACUUCGAUAUUCCGGCCAGACACGCCGAAAACGCCUUUGGACUUUGUUACCAUCGUUUCACUUCUUUUUCAGUUGCUUUUAUACGCUCGUCUCUCACGCGAGUCUGCCCAGGUCUUUUUUGUGGUAUACUUUGCCUUUUGGCGUAUCGCCUACAAUGGCGGCCUAGGCUACGUGCUUACGUUGCAAAGCACGUCGCGUUGGCUUGUGCGUUUGUUUGAGCGAAAGGGAUGGAUGGAUGCGGCCAAGUGUCCACGCAUUCACUCGUGGAUUGAAAAACAGCUUAAAGUCAAGCUGGGCGCCUCGUACGACAUGUCAUCUAUGCCGAUCGAUUUUAGUGUAUGGAUAUUUUUCCGAUCUCUCGUUGACGUAAUUUUGUUGAACGAUUUCACGGCCUACUCGCUGUUUGGCCUCUCACACAUGCACGGGCCUGGGCCUGAUGGAUGGGGCAUGCUAGCUGUCCGCUGGGUCAUUGGCCUGUUAUUCAUCCUGUUCAACGUAUGGGUCAAAAUGGAUGCACACCGUGUCGUGAAAGAUUAUGCAUGGUACUGGGGCGACUGCUUUUUCAUGUGCUUGCAAAACCUUGUAUUUGACGGCGUGUACGAGGUCGCACCUGACCCCAUGUAUAGUAUUGGCUAUGCUGGUUACUAUGGCCUAUCGUUGCUUACGGGCAGUUAUACUGUACUGUUUGUAUCGAUUGCGGCGCACACGUCACAACUACUCUUCCUUGUCUUCUUUGAGAAUCCUCACAUGGAACGCUUGUACGGUGAACGCCGACCCAUUGCCGCACGUAUGACAGCGAAGGAUGAGGCGCUGGCUUCAUCGCAGCGUGAAAGCACCACAUCAUCACGAUCGGCAUCUACCAGCUCAGCAUCCAGCGCGGGUCACUCGACGGUGGGGGACACUACGUCGUCCGGGCUAGAAUCAUCUACUGCCCCGACCUCCAUGCCAUCGUCCGCUACGUCCACUAUGGCCUCUAGUACUUCGACGUCCAAUACACAUGAUCUGCACUACCGCCUCUUUCGUUAUGAUGUCGUCCUGUUCUCCCACCUGGACCUAUUUCGUGCCUCAGACUUUUUGUUGGUGGUCAGUGUGAUCUAUGCGCUUGUGCCCCUUGUGCUAUCCUCCGUACGUGGCUCGGCAGCGCUGGUAUUGUUGGGUGUACAUGCCUUGCUAUGGCGCCUCUUUUACUCGUUUGGUCUCGGCUGGGCUCUGCGUAAACAGUCACGCAGCAAGUGGAUUGUGCGUCAUUUUCUGAAACACUACCACUAUGAUGACCCACAAUCUGCUGUCUUGGAAGCAUUUGACCAAUGGAAGGUGAUUUACAAUGUGAGCUUGAUAAUGACAUACCUUUCUUUUGCGACGCUGGCAUGGCACAGCUAUGUGCCGUGGACGAGUGGAUCGAUCCGACUGCGGUACGUGCUGGGCAUCGGCCUUCUUGCCCUGCAUGCAUGGAGUGCGCGCUCUUCUUUCCGUGUAUUGGGCCCAUAUGGUUGGCUAUACGGCGACUUCUUCAUUGACAACUACCAAAAGCAGCUGUCGUAUACAGGCAUCUACCGCUUCCUAAACAAUCCUGAGCGGAUCAUGGGCGGUGCUGCCUUCUUCGGUAUGGCACUGCUCAGUGGUAGUCCUAUGGUCGCUGUCGCUGCCAUAGUCUCGCACCUGUGUCAUUGGUGGUUCCUGCGCUACGUGGAGAGCCCACAUAUGCACCGUGUGUAUGGGUCCGCUGUGCGGCAGGCAUCCGGUGUCAGCAAGCAGCUUCAGCGCCUUGUGCCAGCUGACUGGCGCAAAGCCGCCCGUCCCAGCGUCCAGGAGCUUCAGUCUGCGCUGACCAAGGCACAGACCAUGGUGGAUCAGCUUGUACAACGCAGCUUGCCUCAAGUGGAGCGAUUGGUGGAUGACACACGUACUAUGCUGCAAUUGCAGGCCGAUCGUUUGCUGCACGUGCGCACAGGGGACGAUAUGCGCAUGAUCGAUGCGUCCAAAUACUCUAUCGUGCCGGUUGCUUCUGCGCUCACGCAGCAAGCACGCUUCCAUGUCGGUGAACCGAUCCCUGUACACUGGACGGCUGCGCACAAUCACUCGCGUCGCGACUGGAUUGGCUUGUAUUCGCUCAACACCCUGGCCUCUCACCCGGAUGGCCGCCAUGACGCAUUGCUUGUCACAUGUGUAUCCAGCCGUGGCAAGUGGGUCGGCGUAGCGGAGGAUGAAUGGGAGGGCAAUACACACUCUGGCAUGACGCAGGGCCCUCUGGGAACGCAUGGCGUCUCGCAACUCCACGAUAACGCACAGCUUAUGUCAGGUGUAAGUGUGUUCCGAGGCUCCAAGUUGCCUUGGUCCCCAGGCACGUAUGAAUUGCGUUACCACCAUGAUGGGACGCACGAUGUGCUCGCACGUAGCGAGCCAUUUACAAUCUAUGUGGACUCGCCGCAAGAUCCAACCUCGUUCACGGAGACGUACACGAUUCUCACCAGGUUGGUCCACUUUGCUCUUGCUGGCCAGCCUGCUAUCAACGAUGCCAAGUAUCAAUCGGCGGACAAGGACGAUCUCACGCUGUGGACCAAAGACGAAGUCCAGCACAUUGCUGAUGGCAUCCGGAGUGCUUUCCAUGUGGACUUUGCGAAUGAAGUGAUUUUGGCUAAUGCGAACGUUGCCUCGCUCUCUCGCGACAUUAUUGCCGCACGGCAACUCUUGCCUUUGUAG
Messenger RNA from Malassezia pachydermatis, 2889 nucleotides. RefSeq names its product phosphatidylethanolamine n-methyltransferase. Gene Ontology annotation, biological process: phosphatidylcholine biosynthetic process. The record is from RefSeq and is a predicted model, not a curated record. NCBI's taxonomy places the organism in Eukaryota, Fungi, Basidiomycota, Malasseziomycetes, Malasseziales, Malasseziaceae. The coding region runs from base 1 to 2889 and encodes 962 amino acids. Gene Ontology annotation, molecular function: phosphatidylethanolamine N-methyltransferase activity. The transcript is spliced from 2 exons.